Messenger RNA from Kwoniella mangroviensis CBS 8507, 1005 nucleotides. RefSeq lists its product as uncharacterized. The record is from RefSeq and is a predicted model, not a curated record. The transcript is spliced from 2 exons. Bases 1 to 1005 code for a protein of 334 amino acids. Lineage: Eukaryota; Fungi; Basidiomycota; Tremellomycetes; Tremellales; Cryptococcaceae.
AUGUCAGAGAACAACAACGGCAGCAACAACAAGCAGGAUGACCCGACUAAUAAUCCACUUUUCGGUGCUCCUCCCCCUUCAUCCACUCCCACGACAGACUCACUUGCCUCACGACCAACUGUUAGCCAAGGUGGUCCUUCUACCAAUGACAGCUUCCAAGCUACCACCGAUCCUUUAUUUGGAGCUUCACCACCUCAAGAUGAACAAUUGACGACGUCGAUACCGACACCAACACAAUACCAUCAGCCGAUAAGAAGGGAAUUGAGGUUAUAUCAUCCCCCUAGACCUGCCUCACCAUCCAGAACCCUACUCUUCAUCCGUCGACUCACUUACAUCCUCUCCAUCCUCCUCGGUCUGUCCUCAGCCGUAGCUGGAAUAUGGUCAAUAUUCAUCCUCCCCUUACUCCAUUCUUCCUUCUCAGCUCGAAAGGCUCUGGUGGUCCAGCAGACUGAACGAGUCAAUAACCUUUUAGAGGGAAUAAGGAAACUCAGGGCAUUAGGAUUGUAUCCUAAGUCUAAUCAUACUGAGAUAGACGUAGAGGAUGGAGGGAACGGGCACGGGGAGGAUAAGAGGGAAGAAGCCAGUUUGAAAGAAAUCUCAUCAAGUAUAUCAUCACUUCAUUCCGAACCGUCGACAAUUCAACGUGCCAAUGACGAAAUUGACGAGAUCAUUCCUAUCACCCCAUUAACAAGGUUGAUAUCGAAAUUAAAGAUCUUGUCAUCUUCGAUGGACGCUACGUCAACUACUAGAUUAUCUGUAAUAUCGACUUUGGAGGGAUAUACUUCUUCUAUUCAUCAUCAGUUGUUCUUAUCUCGUUCGACCACAGGAGGGAUGAGCAGUUAUGGUGUGAAUAUGAAUUCGCUUUCUAACCAUCUGAACCAAGAUAAGAAUCAGAGUAGAGAUGUGAUAGGAGGGACAGGGGAAGAAUGGGAUAAUACGAGGAAAGAGAUUAGGGCUAUCAAAGGUUUAUUAUUGAAUAGAAGACAGUUUGUAGCUAGUAAAUGA